AUGACUUUGAAUAAGAGCGACAAAUUGCGGAGCAUGGACAAGAGGAGAGGCAGCACGCCCUUCCCCAUGAACAUGGCCAACCUGCACCGGAGAAGCAUGCCGGUGGACGACAGGGACUUGCGCGCCUCCGCCGUGCACUCAAGCGGACAGAAUAACGAGCUGUCCAAGCUGCUGCGCUGCACCUACUCCCAGAACGAUCAGCACCGAGGAAGCUGCGCCUCCGACUCGUCCGACUCGGUCAUCUCCAACGGCAGCGACUCUGACUUGCAGGUGCACAAGGUGGUUCUCCUCGGGGAGCACGGCGUGGGCAAGUCGAGCCUGGCGCGCGUCUUUGGCGGACUUGAGGACGCCGGUCACGAUUGCGAUGAAGCAGGAAACACUUAUGACAGAUCUAUUGUGGUGGAUGAGGAAGAAUCAUCUAUUGUGCUGUAUGACAUCUGGGAACAGGAUAACAGUCAAUGGCUAAAGGAGCAGUGCAUGAGGAUGGGCGACGCCUACAUCAUCGUGUACUCUGUGACAGACAAAUCAAGUUUUGAGAAAGCGUCAGAGCUGCGGAUUCAGCUGCGCAGAGCCAGACAGUCGGAAGACAUUCCCAUAAUCCUCGUGGGCAACAAGAGUGACCUGGUUAGGUCAAGAGAAGUCUCGGUUGAUGAGGGAAGUGCUUGCGCAGUGGUGUUUGACUGCAAGUUCAUCGAGACGUCAGCCUCCCUACACCAUAAUGUGCAGAACCUGUUUGAGGGCAUCGUACGUCAAAUUCGCCUAAGGAAGGACAGCAAAGAGGAGAACGCCCGGCGCAUGGCUAGCUGCAGGCGCAGAGAGAGUAUCAGCAAAAAAGCCAAAAGAUUCCUGGGUCGCAUGGUUGCACGCAAGAACAAGAAAAUGGCUUUUAGGCAGAAGUCUAAAUCCUGCCACGACCUUACAGUUCUUUGA
This is a messenger RNA of Nerophis lumbriciformis (worm pipefish), 930 nucleotides long. The record is from RefSeq and is a predicted model, not a curated record. Lineage: Eukaryota; Metazoa; Chordata; Actinopteri; Syngnathiformes; Syngnathidae.